CUGCGACCGGACGCGAAAACAGCGAAGGCAUCGAGACCACAGACAACGGGCCAGCCCGUAGUCGUCCGCCCGCACUCGAUUCCGAUUAGGAAUCGUUUUGGGCGAGACAUAGCACUUGCGGCCGUGCCGGGCUGACCCGGCCUUCUCGUUGAAACCCCUUAAUCCAAUCAACAUGGCGGCGGUUCCCUCGACAACAACAAAAAAUCUAGGCGAUGGCGGCGAGUAUCCCAGCAGCCAUCUCAACCAGAUAGCGACGGCCGGUGGUGGCGGCCCCUGUGAGAUGGAGACGGAAUUCAGCAAGGAGAUGGAUAGGGGAUCCAGCAAGGAGAAGGAGAGGGUUUGGGUUGGGGAACUCCGGAGGAUACAGAGGGCAUACGAGAGGGAGAUGAAGAAGGAAUCGGAAAAGGAGAUGGAUUGGGUUCGAAAAUUCCGGAAGCUGGAUAGGGACUACGGGGAGGCGAUAGUGGAGGCGGCGGAGAUGAAAUGGGUUCGGAGAUUCCGGAGGAUGGAGAGGAAAUACAAGGAGGAGAUGGAGAUCCAGUCGAGCAAGGACAUGGGGCGGACCACCUACCUUGUCCACAACAAGAGGGAGGACACGUUGCUGAGUUGUACAAAACCUGAGAGCCUUGCCGACGCUCUCUGUCGCCACAUUUGUAUCCAGAGGAGGGAGAUCACCGCCCUGGAGAGGCAGGUCGAAUCACGAGGGUUGGCGACGAUCGCCGGAAAGAAGGCUUAUCUAGAGAGGCAAAGGAAAAAAGGAGGGGUUUACGCCCCACAGCAGAUGCCACCCGAGAUGAUAGAGCAGUUGCCCGAGUUGUCCGUCUCUAGUGAAAUCAACUUGCUCGGGGUGGUAAGUUUGCCCUAUCUUGUUAGGAACCAUGGGGAGGCACUUAAUUUUCUCGUGCAUGAGUGUCAGGAAUUGGGCUAUCGGAUCCAGUCUCUCGCAUCUAUACUGAAGAAAUCCAGUGUCCCUAUCCGGCUGGACAAGGUCAAGAAGCUUCGUCUUAUGUCCCAAGCAUUUGUGACUAUCUCGGAAAAUAUAAUGGAUUCACGCGGACACUUGAAUGUGGAUGACCUUAGUUCUUACCAUGCCGCCUGGAAAUCUACAUGGGGCAGUGAGAUAGCAGGAUGUGGUUCGUUCGAUGACAUAACCAUGUUGAGCCCUAUGCAAUUCACGCACUCCACGCCUGGUAUCUUUCCACACGCUGCUGUUGCCGGCCCAGCCCUGCAGAUCUUCUCCAUCAAAAUUGUGAAUGUGAAUGCCAACUUGGGCUGGCCGCUCCGUGUGUACGGGGUGGUUGCUGCACGAGACACCGUGGACCGCAAUCGCAACCUUCUUUUCUCCCGGUCAAGGGCAAACUGCCAACAAGUCACUGAAGCGGAUCCUUUUUUGCUCUUGACUGGCCCUUCUCGUGCAAUUGUGGCUGCGGACACGGUUAAAUUUGAAGUUGAGCUUAGAAUUAUGUAUGCUGGAGCAGAUACCAAAGAUGCAGUAUUGUUCUCUUCUACCUAUAAUUACUAUUCCAUGCAGCAGUAUGCCAAGCCCAGGAUCAGCAGCUGCUGUGGUAUGUUAGAGUUAAGUGUUGAGCGCCUUAGUAGAGCAGUCCAGGCCACUAUCGUGGGUGUCCGUGUUGUUGAAGGGGAGUGGCCUUUUCAAUAUGGAUGCCGGGUUUCUUGCUACUUAUCUCCUGAUGAAGAUCUUGUUCCCACUACACCUACGGAAGUCGUGUUAGUUAACUGUAAGGUUGAGGAAAUGGAGAAACAGUCUGAUGGUUACGUAAAUCUGUCAAGAAAUGUUGUUUCAGUGCAACUAGAGCAAACGCUGAAAGUGGUCAUUCAAGCCUAUUCAGAAUCUGGCCUUGAAUAUCUACAUAAUGUUGAGGUUGACUUCCCUGUGCAGCAAUGCCAAACAACCAAGUGUUUAUGUACAGUUGGUAACUCGACGGUUGAGAUCGUUGUUGCUUGGUCCUUUCUUGCCAUGGAUAAGCUGGAUCUUGUGCUGGAGGGGUAUGUUACCCCAGUGUAGAGGGCUAUUAACUUAUACUGUAAGUGUCUUUGUAUCUCUAAGAUGCUCAACUGUUUCUUCUAUUGUCCAACUAUUACGUUGUGUCUACAGACUAUG
Triticum dicoccoides is the source of this 2122-nucleotide messenger RNA. RefSeq lists its product as uncharacterized. The transcript has 3 exons. NCBI's taxonomy places the organism in Eukaryota, Viridiplantae, Streptophyta, Magnoliopsida, Poales, Poaceae. The coding region runs from base 173 to 2026 and encodes 617 amino acids. The record is from RefSeq and is a predicted model, not a curated record.